AUGGAGCGAACACAGGUGAAUGAAGUUGAAUGUCUCUAUGAGUAUGUGCUUUAUGAAGGGGAUACUGUUUCCGGGAAUUUUGUUGUUGUUGACCAUGAUAUUUUCUGGAGCUCUGAUCAUCCAGGCAUCGAUUUUAAGGUAACUUCACCUGGAGGUAAUGUUGUCCAAGAUAUCAAGGGAACCUCUGGAGACAAGUUUCAAUUUAAGGCCCCAGUACAUGGAAUGUAUAAAUUUUGUUUCCAUAAUCCAUACUCGACACCCGAGACUGUUUCUUUCUAUAUCCAUGUUGGUCAUAUUCCCUCUGAGCAUGACCUUGCCAAAGACGAGCAUUUGGACCCAAUUAAUGUUAAAAUUGCCGAGCUGAGAGAGGCAUUGGACUCUGUUACAGCUGAACAAAAGUACUUGAGAGCCCGUGAUGCAAGACAUCGCCACACAAACGAAAGUACACAUAAGCGCGUAAUCUUCUACACUGUGGGAGAGUAUCUUCUGUUGGCUGCUGUUAGUGCAUUGCAGGUCAUAUACAUCAGGCGCCUUUUCAGCAAGUCUGUGGCUUACAAUCGUGUUUGA
Molecule: messenger RNA, 567 nt
Organism: Vicia faba (fava bean)
Lineage: Eukaryota; Viridiplantae; Streptophyta; Magnoliopsida; Fabales; Fabaceae
Source: the annotation of a GenBank genome assembly